AAAAAAAGGAAGUAGAAUAGCGGGAAUACUGGAGUUAUUAGGAGGUGUCAGACUUGUUCUCCGGUGACGCUCUGACGAAGAAGACGACGAAGCGUACGAGUGUGUUUUGCUAUAUACGCUUAGUUUUAGAGGUAGCUUGAUUUAAAAGUAGCGAAAGAGAAUUUGAGAGAGAGAGGGAGGCGACGAAGGGAUUAGAGAUGCUAGGACAUCGGAAGAAUAAAUGGACGGCGGAAGAAGAGGAGGCGCUUGUCGCCGGAAUAGCCAAGCACGGUUCUGGAAAAUGGGCGAAUAUCAUAGAAGAUCCCGAGUUUGCGCCUCAUCUUCUAGAUCGCACUAACAUUAACCUCAAGGAUAAAUGGCGAAAUAUGAAAAAUCGUGUGGGGAAUAUGGAGAAAUCAAUGGCACAUACACUCAAAUCUGCUCUUGUUGUUGUUAGCAACGAGUCUUCUCCAAGUAGUUCAUCAGAUAUGAUCAAUGAUACUAGGUACGUUCCAAUGGUUUUUGAGGCUAUAUCAACAAUCAAGGAUGAGAAUGGUUCUGAUCUCAAGGAGAUUCUCAGCUUUAUCGAGGAACGACAUGAGGUUCCAAAAACCAUUAAGAAACUGUUGAGUAGCAGCCUAAGAAUCCUUGUUUCUCAAGACAGACUCAAAAAGGUACGAAAUCGUUACAAAAUCUCCACAACGAAAGCUGAUAAACCAACACACAUCCUGCAUCCAAAAGAUUCCACGAACCCACCAGAGCUACCAAGCACUUAUGUGAUAUCAACAAAACUAAAAGAAUCACAGGAGAUAGAUGCAGCAGCAAAUAAAGUUGCAGAACGAAUCAAUGAGUGGGCAGAAGAAUUUGACGUCGGGUACGAGGAGCGACAAGACUUGAGGAUGUUUUUGAGUGAGUGCCUGAAAAUUCUCGUUUCUCGAGGCAAACUGGAAAAGGUACUAGAUCGCUACAAGAUGUCAGAAUUAGAAAGCAAAGUGUUGGAAAUAGCACCAGAGGUUGUAGCAAUGAAACUAGCAGAGUCAGAUAACAAAAGGUUGAUAGCAGCAGAGGCAUUGGAAGAAGAACGACGAAUGCACAAGUUGGUAGAAGAAAGCAACACGAUGCUUCAGUUAUGCUUAGAAAUCCACCAACAAUGUGCUUGUGGGGAAGAGGUUGUUCUACGGUAGUAGACGCGAGCAUAUAGUACUCGUUUGGUUCAGUUAUAGAUAAGUGAUUUCAUAUGACUUUCUAACCAACUUAGUGUGUGUGUCCAGUUGUGUUUUUGUAGAUAAGUUGUAGUGAGGAACUAAUGUUUUGUUAGUGUUUAGCAUUUUAAAUAGAGAUAUAAAUUGAUUUUUUUUUUUUCUCUAGAAAGUGAUGUGUCCGUCUAUUCUCUAUUUGAGUCUUGAGAAUGCUUUGCUACGUCAUAAAGCAUCAAAAGGUGCUGGAAAGUAUAAAAAGCUUUACAAAGAAAUUUUGAUCUAUUUUUUUCCAAUGAAAAAAAAGUUGGUAUGGUGUAAUCAUAUUUCUACUUGAAAACAACUUUGUGAUUUGAUAUAUUCUUUUACGUGUUGGUAAUGCAAUUGCGAUUCAUAAUCCUUUUUGACAUUGGUGUAAAAUAAGUUUAUUUCCAGUUUUCCACACGAGAAAAUUUUAGGAAAAAUCUCAAAUUGAAAAGGAAAGAGGAAUGUAGGGGUAAAAUUGGAAAUACAGAAAAGUGAGGAAAAGGAAAACCCUAAGGUCACAGAGAUUAAUAUAAAAAAAAAAGGGAGGAGUAUAAAAGGUGGGUAACACGUAUCGGUUCUGUCUCUCUCUACCUCAAAUUUUUUAUUUUGCAUCCUUCGAUCUCUAUUAUCUCUCUACACAACCAGAUCCGAGUUUCCGAGAUUU
Messenger RNA from Camelina sativa (false flax), 1866 nucleotides. NCBI's taxonomy places the organism in Eukaryota, Viridiplantae, Streptophyta, Magnoliopsida, Brassicales, Brassicaceae. The record is from RefSeq and is a predicted model, not a curated record.